GGCCUAUAUAUAUAUAUGUGUCUUUAUUCUGAUGUGGUCUUUAACACAUAUUUGACUGUAUAUAUAGAUCCUUUUUACAAAUUUUAUGAAAGUAAAUAUUUUUUUAUAAUUUCAGACGAAUGGAAAUACAAACAGAAACUUGUUGUAUUCGAAGAUGCUAAUGGUAAUAGAGUUACGCCGACAACAACUGUAAAAACUACGACAACAAAGAAACCAGAAAUAACUACAUCGGUGAAAAAUGUAACCAAAUACACACAGCCUUCCGAGUUUACAUCAGUAGCUGUCGUGACAACCGCAGAUCCCAGUACAGGUAAAGUUACCUCGGCAGAUACAACUGAACUGAUCAAAAUUGUUGGCAUCACAUGUGCUUCCCUUAUAGGUUUUCUAAUUAUAUUAGUGAUCCUUAUCCGAUGUUGUAGAAAGUCCAGGGCGAAACGAAAAGAAAGAGUAACUGUGAGAAGGCCCCUUCAUGAUGCAGAAAAGGAGGAGCAUAUUUAUGCUGAAAUUGAACCCCUACAGGCUGCCAGAGCACCAAGUCCAGGUGGCGCUUCAGGAAGUUCCAGAGAUGUACCCUUACCAACAAGUAAAAAAAGGAAAAAACGACGAGGUGGAGUGUCAAGUUUCCGUGCCUUGUCAACACGUAUUUAUAGAUUUUUUAACGUAGAAACUGACAAUCAGUCUGUGUUUUAUAACCGGACAAAUCAACAGGCUUCUUUCGGAGACGUUCCCCCAGAACCGCCACUGAGAAAUAUAGCAAAUGGCAAGAAAACAAAACGUGUAAAUCGGUUUGAAUCAACAGCCUCCAGACGUCCACUUCUAGACGGAGAUUCUCGUACAGAUGUUUCACCGCGAGAUUCCUCUUCAUCGGUUGAUGCACGAGGAAAUGUUUAUAACCCGUUGCUUAGAGAAACUGAAGGUCGUGCUCCUUCAGGGCCUUACGAUCAUCUAACUUUGAGUAAAACUCAGUCAGGUAGUAUAAGAGACAGUGGGACAAAUCCUUCGUCCCCUCAUGAUUACUUUACUUUAGAAAAAACACCAUUAGAGGUGAACAAUGAUACAGAUAACAAAACAGAUAGUGAUCAUACGACUGAAUCAAAUUUAGUCAAUCCAGACACUAUUAAAGAAAAUGGGUUACAUGGUGGUAUAGAUACAAUUGUGGAGGAAUCUGAAAUAACAGAAACUCCAAAAAAUCAUGAUUAUUUUAUACUUGAACCUCAUGAAAAGGAAUCCAAGACGCAGUCAGAUGUUAAAGGAAGUAUAAAAAGCAAACAAUCAGUAAAUAGAUCAGCGGGUUCACCCAAAAAGGGAUCACCCGUUAAAGAUUCAUCUUCUAAAUCAGAAGUCACAAAUACUUCAAGUGGUAAGUCACCAACAAAGUUAAGCCAUACUCCUUCAGGGAGAGAAUCAUCUAGUCCUUAUGAAGUUGCUAUAGAUAUUGAUGCAAAUAACGGACAAAAUGAAACAAAAAAUGUUGAGAGAAGUGAAUCGAAAGACGAAACAUAUGUGUUGUCUAAGUUAGGGGAUGCCCCAGAACCACCGAAAACAAUAAAUGAUGAUGAAUAUUUAAGACCAGCAGAUGUUCAGAGAAAGCCUGACUAUGUUGAUGUUUUUCCUAAUCCACCACCACGUUCAACUUCUCUACAGGCCCAUGAACUAACUGAUCAUCACUCUACAGAUACAAGCUCGCCUGUCAUAACUAAUGUGCCUGCAAACAAUGUGCCAGCACAGGAUAAUGUGAAACCUGUGUCUAAACAAAAUGCUUCCUCACCUACACACAAAUCUCCAACACACAAAUCUCCAACACACAAAUCUCCAGCAUACAAAUCUCCCACACAUAAUUCUCCCACACAUAAAUCUCCAUCACAUAAACCUGUAGUGUCUACAUCAAGUAAAGUGGAAACAGAUAUUUAAUCAAUCACUGCAAUUUAAAAACAUUGAUUUAACUACAUAUAAGGAAAGGUCUUGUCAAGCCUUUUGUAAACAAGACAAUUUCUAUAUUCAGUGUUGUAAUCAAGAUUGUAAACUGUUGUUGGAGAGUUUACAUAAACAGUUAUUAGAGAGCUAACAUGGAAACAUAAACAGUUAUUGAAGACUUUACUUGGAAACGUAAAUGAAAGUUUAAGAGUUUACAUGGAAACAUAAACAGUUAUUGAAAAGUUUACAUGGAAACAUAAACAGUUGUUUAAGAAAUUACAUGGAAACAUAAACAGUUGUUGAGGAGUUUACAGGAAUGUCAUAACUGUAAUGUAAUGAAAUGUAAUUGAAAAAUUAUUUGUGUAAUUUUAGAGCUUUUAUUAUUUCAUUAUGAACCCUCAACCUGCUUAAAAUAACUAUAUACUGUAAGCAGUUCAAUACUGAAAUCCCUUUAACUUCAAAUGGAUUGUUCCAUAUUCAAAGCCGGCCAAAUCCAUUACAUCAAUUCAGGAGGUUGAAGGUUAAACAAAUCUCUUACCCAGAUCUUGAGGCAGUCAUUUAACUAUGACUGGUUUAACCUUUAUUGUUUUCAUAUAAGGUUUUUAAACUCAUAUACACAUUAACAUAUUUUCACAAAUAUCUAGAAAAAAAAGGUAUUAGGGAUUUUUUUAAACAUAUAUUAACAUAAAGAUUUUAGCCAUGUUUUACGUUUUUAAGAGUUGUCUGCCAAUUUUGUUUAUUGUUAGGUAUAUUUUUUUAUUUUAUGCUUUUCAGUGGAUUACUGAUUUAUCCGUGAAAAUUUUAUUUGAUAAUUUCACAGUGAAAAUUAUCAAAAAAUAAUUUCACUACGCUACUCGUGAGAAUACUGUUUUUAAAGCUCAUUUGAUGAAAUCAAAUUUCAUUUUACACACAAACAAACAAAUAUCCUCUAUGUAUUUCAUACUAAGUAGAUUAAAGGUACUAACCCACAGAAAAAUAUAUCGUUUCAACUGUUUCAAAAAGUGUUGUACCUUUAAUGAGCUGGAAUUUCUUGGAACAAUAUAUUUGAGGAUUCUCUUUUAUUUUUCAAAUAUUUUCGAACCGCUUUGUGUGGAAUAGUAUUUUUAAGGAAAUGUUGAAUAUUUUUGUGCCUUUUCAUCUUGUCAUACUACCUCUCUGACUUAUGUAAAGGUAUUUAUCUGUUUAUAAGCUCAUGUAUAUUUAACUUGGACCAUAUUUGAAAUUUCUUAAACAUUCCUUUUAAAUCCUACCUGUUAUAAAUUAUUAUUUUUAUACCUACUUUUUAUAUAACAGCAUUUUUUACAUUUUGUGUUCGGAAAGCAUUUGAUUGUUAUAAUUUCACCAUUGUUGCUAUUCUUACGAUGCCAAUAUUGUAACUAUAGUAUAUUGGCAUAGUGCCAACAAUAUGUAGGUACUUUUACAUGUUUUAAUUCUGUUAUGUCAGACACUCAUUGGAUCUGCUGAGAAAUCUGUCUACCGGUGCCUUAUUUUAUAAUUUUCAUUUCUGUCAAAAUGAAAUUAUUUUAUAGUUCUGUCAAAAUGAAACUAUUGUAUAAAGAAAAUUAUAUAAAAAUUUCAAGCUUUCAACAUGUAAAAAUUAUAUCAGCUGAUCUUAACCGGAAACAUUAAGUGAUAAACCUUUGACACCAGGGUCCGAGGUUAUAAAGCAUUUCUCUAUGCUCAAACUCAGAUCUGGGGUAUUUGAUUGGUCAGAAGCUUCCACAAAAUGUUCACUGACCAAUGAAAAUCCUGAGAUUUGAGACAGAACUCAAAAGUUUUAUAACCAGUAACCUCAUGGCCAGUAUAGAGCUGGACCAGGCUGCUCAUGUAUGCACUCUGACUAGGCUCUAUACUGUUUGUAGCUUCAUUUUUAGUGUUUCGGUUUUGAAAUCUGUUAAACUUUGAAUGGACUGUUACAAAUUUUAAAAUCGGGAAACUCUUAUUACACAAAUUCAGCAGGUGAAGGGUUAAUGAAUUACAUAAAGAAUAUCUUGCUGAAGGCAGCAUGGCGUGUUUAUUUCUAGUUUGUAACUUAUAUUGAAACUUUUGUUUGAUAGAUGUUUGAUGAAUGUUGCUUUAAGUGCUGUAAUCAAUGUUUAUUAUAUGUAUAUAUACAUCUACAAGUUUAACAAUAAUAAGAUAUAUAUAGAGGAUAUUGAAUGAGUGUAGGUUCAAUACUUACAUUAUUGAACAAGUUGAUUAAAUUUUUGAUUAAUACAGAAUUUAUUUUGAUUGUUUAGGAAGCUGAAUACUUAUAGACACACUUUCGAAUCCGUUCCUGGAACCAACCAGUACUGAGCAAUGAAUGGAAAGUUUCUUGCUCAAGGAAACAACCACUUGCCCCUGAAGGGGUUUAAACCUAUUAUAAUCAUUAGAUUACUGGUCCGACUUGGCCACUAAUUACUGUUACAGUUGUAUUGUGCGUGCCUCUGGUGAGCCUAAUAUUCAUGUUUUUCUCAACAAGUUCAAUAAAUUCAGUCAGUAUAGAAACUACAUGAAUAUAAUAUUCUAUUUUAUUUUAUUUUUAUUACAUUGUUACAUUAAAGUAAUAAGAACAAGUUACAGUAAAAAAAGAAUCAUGUUUCCAUUCCAUUCAUGUGCCUAUAUAGUGUUUUGCAAAAAUUAGUGUGCUUUUACGCUAUGUUUCUUUUCAAAGUUAUUACAUUUGAUUUUAUUACGUUUUAUGCAUUAGUUUAUGUGAUGAAUUAACUGUACAUCCUUCUGCAAGACUGUCUUGACUAACACAUAACAACACAUACACAUUGUACAACAACAUUAUAUGUACAACUAGAUUAUACAUAAUGGUGACUGUCAUUAUCUGUUUACACUAUUGGUCUAUUUAUCUUGUAAUUUGCUCAUCUAUAUUUGAGCAGUGUCAUGACAAAACCAACAUAGUGCGUUUGCGACCAGCAUGAAUCCAGACCAGCCUGCGAUCCGAGCAGUCUGAUCAGGAUCCAUGCUGUUCGCUUGCAAACCCUAUUACAAGUAGAGAAACUGAUAGCGAAUAGCAUGGAUUCUGAUCAGACUGUGCGGAUGCGCAGGCUGGUCUGGAUCCAUGCUGGUCGCAAACCCACUAUGUUGGUUUUGUCAUGACAUGGCUCAUUUAACUCUUAACCUGCUAGAACUUGAAGUGAUUAGCCAUUUUACCACCAUCUAUACAAUAUAGAGCCUAAUAAGACUUCACUAUGAGAGAUAUAUAUGACUAGCCUCUAAAUUGUUUGGUGACUAAUUUCAAAAUUUUCAUCUUGAUUACCCUAAACAUGAUAAUGGACAGUUUCAGAAAUAUAGAAACUGGACAAGGCCAUUUAAGAAAUUCGGCAGGUUAAGCGUUGAAAUUAGUGCAUAUAUUGUAACCAUGACAACAAAAACCUUUCCCUUGCUCAAAUAUCUGAACAUAGUACUUGACAGAAUUAAUUUCUUUGAUGGUUUUCCUUUUUCCAAACAAUGUUAGGAUAUACUUGUACAUGUAUUAAGGACAUUAAGUGGAUGAAGUGCUCAUUCUAGAGGUCAGAUGAAAUUAUAAGUGUCUAUUGUUUAAGAAUUCUACAUACUUGUAUAUCUGUUUUAUUUAUUGUUAUUCAAAUUCCAGCUGCUUAGUUCAUGUGUGGUCAUUCUAUUUCCUUACAACUAAGAACAUAAAUAUGUGAAACUAAGGUUUGUAAGCUAAUAUUUUAACUCUAGUUUUUAGUUUCUUAUGGAUUAAGUGCCUAAACAGUUUGACCUUUCUCAGUCGAUCUGUUUCCCUGUGAAAUCCUUGGAAACCUAAAAAAAAAUGAUUAUUUUCUUCCUGAUUUGUUACAGAGGUUUGAAAAUAAUAUAAAUAUUCAUUAUUUUGUUGCUGUUGCAACAAAUACACAAAAAUAAAACCAAGAUUAGAUUAAAUGGGAACCUGUAAAAACAUAUUAAAAUGUAUUACAAAGUACACAAAGAGCCAAUAUCCUGAUUCUUGGUUGAAAAAACUUGUUAAUGUAACUCUAUUACUAGUAACUCCUAGGAAUUAUCACCAGAGCAUAAAGUAAACGAAAAUGAUUUUGUUAUUACAUGUUUAAUGCUUAGAUGUGUGUUUUCAUGUGUCUUUCUGUAGCCGACAUAUUACAACUUGAUUGAUUUAGGCAAAAUUUCUCAAGAAUGGCCAUUUGGUCUCAUCAAUUAAUAGGUCAAAGGAACUAGAAGUUUAUUUUAUAAAUUAAGUCCUUGAAAAGUUUAUAAACAGGGACUAAAAGGCCUGUAAAGUCACUUUCCAUAGGAUAAUCU
Ruditapes philippinarum (Manila clam) is the source of this 6168-nucleotide messenger RNA. RefSeq lists its product as uncharacterized. The record is from RefSeq and is a predicted model, not a curated record. The transcript has 4 exons. NCBI's taxonomy places the organism in Eukaryota, Metazoa, Mollusca, Bivalvia, Venerida, Veneridae. Bases 16 to 1911 code for a protein of 631 amino acids.